Messenger RNA from Prorocentrum cordatum, 4635 nucleotides. Lineage: Eukaryota; Dinophyceae; Prorocentrales; Prorocentraceae. The record is from the annotation of a GenBank genome assembly.
AUGGGCGCCUCUGCGCUGAAGCCAAGCAGGGCGGGGCUCAGGGCAAGGAUCCAGAUCCGAUCGACAGUGCCCUUCCCACCCACGGGCCAGACCGUGCGUCAGAAGGGCAUGCACUUCGUGCCCCCCUGCCGGGUACUGCUGCCGCUGCUCUGCCGCGCGGCGCUGCAGAGCCCCGGGAAGCAGGCGGAAGACCUGCGCGAGCAGCAUCGCUGGGAGUGUACCAGGGAGCUGGAGACGCACGACGCAGUCAGCCUGGGUGAGAGCCGGGGUACACUCGCGUGGACGUUCUCGGCGCGUCUCGCCACGGACGGCCUCGGGGAGAGGUACACCUCGCUGGCCGACGACGCCGCCGCGGCGGAGAAGAAGAGGGAGGCCGCCAUGCUCUUUUCCGUGGCCGAGGGGCAGCUGACGGAGAAGGAGGACUACGGCGAGGCCCUGAAGGGUGCCGAGCAGGCCCUCGAGCUCUUCAAGGCCGCGGGGGACGCCGUCGGGGUCGCGGACAGCUGCCGCCUGAUGGUUCACGCGUACAAGGCCAGGGCGGACGCGAGCUUCUGGGGGGCGGACGUGGCCAAGGCGGAGGAGGACCUGCGUGCGGCCGAGGAGUUCUGCAGGGCGAGGCUCGCGGGAUUCGAGGAGGCGGGGGAGAGGGUGUGCGUCGGCGCGAUGCUCCUGUCGCUGUCCGAGGUGAUCUACCUGCUCCCGAAGGACUACAGGCGGCGGGAGGAGGCGGCGCAGGCCGCCACGCAGGCCCGCGAGAUCUUCCAUCAGGCCGACGCGGCCAAGCUCGAGGGCUUCGCGAUUGUUGCGCUCUUCCGGAUCGCCGUGGACAGGCUGGAGAGCAGCAGGGCGCUCGCGCUGGCGAGCGAGGCCCUUCAGACCUUCCGGGCUCUGGGGGAGCCCGGCCUGGAGGCGAGGGCCCACGGCCUCCUCGCGGAGGCGAGGCAGCUCUGCAACUGCGCCCCCGAGGCGGUGCGGGAGGCCCAGGCCGCGGUCAGGAUGUUCAGGGAGGUGGGGCCGAAGAAGAUGGAGGCCGCCGCCCAGCUGCUGCUCGCAGAAAUCUGCCUGGUCAGCGAGAAGUUCAAGGAGGCGCUGCCCGCCGCCAAGGAGGCGCUGCAGCUCUUCGAGGACCUCGGCUACGGCAGGGGCUUCCAGCAGGCGGCUUUGGCCAUGCUCGCGGACAUCUACACGCAGCUUGGGGAAUCCCUGAAGGCCGUGGAGGUUGCCAAGGAGGGCUUGGCGAGGUGCCAGAAGGACGGGGACAAGCGCGGCCAGGUGCUGGUCGGUAACGGGCUGAUCCUCGCGUACGUCGGAAGCGACGUCUAUGAGGAGGGCGACAUGGCGGCGGCCCUGAUGGUGGCCGAGUCGAGCCUGUCACUCGCGCGCGAGUUGGACGACAAGGCGUGGGAGUCGCAGGUGCUCCACACCAUCCUCCAGCUGCACGUGCGCGCCGAGGACACCAGCAGGGCGGUGGACGUGUUCGAGGAGGCCAAGGCCCUCCUGAAGGAUACCGGCGACGACAGCGAGCUGGUCACGGUGCUGGACACCCUGGCUGCCAUGCGGGAGCUGGCCGGGGAGCUGGAGGAGUCCGUCCAGCUGCGCGAGGAGCAGCGCGCGGUGUGCCAGGGCAUGGCCGACAGGGUGCGCGAGGGCAUCGCCUGCCUCAAGGUCUCUGAGACGUGGAGCAAGGCAGUGCCGCUCUCCGCGGAGAGCCUGGACAAGGCGCUCUCGGCCGCUCGGGAGGCGCAGGGGCUCUUCCUGGAGGCCGGGGACGCGGCGGGCGAGGCCGCCGCGCUCGUGAUGAUCGCGGAGGUGUGCCUCGCGGGCGGCGAGGGCUCCAAGGAGAGGCAGCCCAGCGUGGCGCUCACCGCGGCGCUGCAGGCCCAGGAGCUGUUCCAGCAGCUGGGCGACAGGGCCUCCGAGGCGGGUGCCCUGCAGACCAUGGCGACGGCGCACUUGGAGAUGGAGAAGCCCGCGGAGGCCAUCGCGGCCGCCCAGGGCGCCGCGGAGCUGGCCAAGCGGGCCGAAGACAGGAGGGGGCAGGUGGUUGCCAACGUCUUCGCCGCGCAGAUGACGCUCGCGGCCGCAAGCCUGGAGGUGUUCGCGGGGCAGGACCAGGCCAGGACGCUCAGGCGGCACGCCACCAGGGCGGUGAAGUCGGCCAAGGAGGCCUUGUCCACAGCGAGGAAGGUGGAGGACAGGUUCUUGAUGGGGGUCGCGACCUACUGCGUUGGGCAGACGCAGGUGGCGCUGGGAGGUUUCGAGGAUGCGCUGAAAGCGGCCGACCAGGCGGUGGACCUCUUCCGUGCCAUCCAGGCCACGCGGGCGGAGGCGGACGCCAUCGGCCUGGUGGCCGAGGUGCACCUGGCGUCGGGCAACAAGGCGAAGGCAGUGGACGUGGCGGAGAAGGCGCUGGCGCUGGCCCAGACCAUCCAGGACACGAACAUUGAAGCUCGCGCUCUCGAGAUCAUCCAAAGGGUCCAGGGCGUGCCGGGCGGGGCGGAGGCACACCAGGCCGACCCCGACGCCGAGGAGGCAGCGGACACGCCCGCGCUGGAGGCGCCAAAGGAGGAGAAGAAGGGCAUGGACCCGGCCCACGUGCAUGACAUCGUCAUGCGGGAGACUCUGGGGUCUCUGGCCAGCGACGAGGAGGUGUCGCUAGACGUCCCGCUCAUGGAGGCCGGCAUGGACAGCCUCUCCAGCGUGGCCUUCAGGAAUUCCUUGAACCAGCACCUGGGCAUGAACCUGCCGGCGUCCCUCAUGUUCGACUACCCCUCGCAGCGCUCGAUCAUCGAGCACAUCUGCGAGGAGCGUGCCGACGUGUGUGGCCGCCUGGCCUCCCUCGCGGCCGUCUGCCUGCGCGCGCCGCUGCAGGACCACGCGAGGAGCCUCUGCGCGCAGCUGGGCGCCCCAGGUGCCCCGCCGCACGCGCCAGAGCCGGGGCGCGUGACGGCGAGGUUUGCUGCCGCGCUGCUCCAGGCGGUCGUCGCUGCGCCCGGCGCCGCAGGCACUGCGGAGCUGGCGCAGCUGCUGGACGCCAGGGUGAGCUCGAGGACCCUAAGGGGCGAGUUCGAGGACCUUCAGGCGCUCGUGCUCGGUGGCCUCGUGCUCGUGCUCGGUGGCCUCCAGGACGAGGCCUCAGCGGCGGAGAAGCAGCCCCUGCGCGGCGCGGAGCAGGACGGGCCCUCGCGGGGCUCCCGGCUGGGGCGCGCCGGCUUCGGCGCCGCGCGCUUCGAGGCCGUCGGCGCCCCUGCCGCCGCGCCCGCGGAGCUGGCGGCCGCCGACGGCGCCAGCGCCGCCGUCGGCUGGCCGCGCUCUCCGCCGGCGUCGCCCGCGCCCGCGGGCGCCACGCCGGCCGCGCUGUCGCCGGCGGCGCCCGCGCCGGUUGCGCUCGACCCUAACGGGCAGCGGGCGGCAGCGCCGCCAGCCGCCAGCGGCGACGGGUGCGAGAGCGAGGCGACGCGCAGCCCGGCGAGCCCGUCGCCGUCGGGCACGCCGCGCGGGGGCGCGCGGGCCGAGGCAGAGGCGCGGCACGGGGCAUGGGGGCCAAGAUGUGUGCAGAGUUGUCCAAGGUGUCUGUUUUUCGCCGUUUCCAGCCCGCGUUGGUCCUCGCCGGGCCUGGGGACCUUCAACGACUCGGGAUGAGAAGCCAGCCCUGGGGGAAUGGUCAGGGCUUCGGAGAACCCGUACUGCAACAAAAGUCAAGACAUGGGACCUCUUUCUGGGGGCGCAGCUGGAGGCUGACGCGGCGUUUUGGCACACUGCAGGGGUGGAGGGGUGCCUCAAGGCCGUCAAGGACCUAGCUGCCCUGAUACGCCUGUGUUGGAAGGCAACACGUAUUGUGUUUAUUAAGACGUCCGUGUCACCACGCUGCGUAUUGGUUCAGCACGUGUUGGUCCACGUUUCGGCGAAGAUGUCGCGCCAGACCUGCGUUUUCAGUAUACGUUUUGAGCUCCGUGUCAACACGCUACGGGCUGCGUGUUGCCUAUCGGGGCAGCUGAGGUCAAGGAGGGUGAGGGCGAGGCCUCGAAGCAGCUCGAUGAGCAGGCGCAGAGGUCCGCAGGCGAGGAGGCGCGGCAGAAGGCCGCAGCCGAGGAGGAGGCGCGGCACAAGGCGGCGAAGGAGGAGAAGAAGGAAGCGGCGCGGCAAAGGGCCGAGGAGGAGGAAGAGGAGGCGCGGCAGAAGGCGACGAAGGAGGAGAAGGAGGAGGAGGAAGCGGCGCGGCAAAGGGCAGAGGAAGAUGCGCGGCCGAACGCGGAGGAGGAGGCACGGCAGAAGGCGGCGAAGGAGGAGGCGGAGGAGGAGAAUCAGCAGACUGUGCGACAGGGGGCGGAGGAGGAAGAGGUGGCGCGGCGGAAGGCAGCGAUAGCAGAGGCAGAGGAGAGGGCGCGGCAUCAGGACGAGGAGGAGGAGGAGGAGGAGGGGGAGGAGGAGGGGGAGGACGACGAGGGACGCCAGACGGCGAAAGAGGACCGGCCCUUGAUGGAGCAGGCGGCGGAGCCCGAGGGGGCGCGGCGUGGGCCCGAGGAAGAGGCCCUGGUGGCGGCCGAGGACGGCCUCGCGGGUGCCCGCGGGGCGGGGGCGGCCGAGGGGGGCGCCGUGCCGGCGCCUGCGGCGUAGCGUAGCCGUCGCGCGGGG